Molecule: messenger RNA, 1309 nt
Organism: Striga asiatica
Lineage: Eukaryota; Viridiplantae; Streptophyta; Magnoliopsida; Lamiales; Orobanchaceae
Source: the annotation of a GenBank genome assembly
AAAGAAAGAAAGAAAAAAAAAACAUACAAGUCAUAUUCCAAAAUCUUUUGACACCGGAGCUUUUUUUAUUUUUAAUUUAAUUAGUGGAAGAUAAAUACUCGGUCAAUAUAAAAAAUUCGAGAUACAGGGUAACAAACAAAAACAGAGCUCCAAAUCUGGGCCAUGGAUACCCUUCGGUUGCUCUUGAUUAUAUCUAUCAUCAUCUCCUCAUCUUCAUCUUUCUCUCCUGCUGCCGCCGCCGGUAGCAGCGGCGACAAAGUGACGCUCGCUCUCUAUUACGAAACUCUAUGUCCGUACUGUUCCAACCUCAUCGUCAACUACCUGUACAAGCUCUUCGAUUCCGACCUCAUUUCCAUCACCGAUCUAAAGCUCAUCCCUUACGGAAACGCCAAAAUCAAACCUAAUUCGACCAUCACUUGUCAGCAUGGCCCGUGGGAGUGCAUACUGAAUACUGUCGAGGCUUGUGCUAUUGAUGUUUGGCCUGAUGUGAAGGAUCACUUUCCAUUUAUUUAUUGUGUGGAGAGUCUCGUAUAUGAGAACAACUAUACCUACUGGGAAACUUGUUUCGAGAAAUUGGGUUUGGAUGCGUCUUCUGUGACUCAUUGUUUGAAUAGUGAGCGUGGAACAGAGCUUGAGCUAGGAUAUGCAGCUGAAACAAAUGCACUUCAACCACCUCACACAUAUGUACCAUGGGUGGUUGUGGAUGGACAACCACUAUAUGAUGACUAUCGAGAGUUUGUAAGCUAUAUCUGUAAAGCAUAUAAAGGAACGGCCAAGCCGUCUGCGUGCACCGAGCCCUCAGUUGGACAAAGUCGAAAAGCAAAAAUGAAUUUGAUCAAUGUUCUGUAUGGGGAGAAGACAUACAACUCAAAACUGUUUCAGUCAGUUCAGAAUAUACUUUCAUGGCUAAACAACAAGAAAGUAGCUUCCGUGUGACUGCUGCUCUUCCAUGAUCCAUAGGUUGUCUUUAUCGUAAUAUGAAGUUCAUAUGCUCAUACAUUAAAAAUUUGGAGGUAUUGUUGUACCUUUGUGUAAUAUUAUUUUGCUUUUAAAAUGACCUGCCAACUGUGGUAGAGGCUUUUAUGACACGGUGGUCUUUCAUGGCAAACUGAAUCUGCAAGCAGUUCAUUGAGCCUUCUCGGCUAGGCUUAGUUGCUUUAUUCAAGGUAGGCCUCAUGUAUGCAUUAUACAUAUUUAGCAUAUUAAUAUAGGACAUAAGUUGAAACAUUUGAGAUACAAGAUCCUUUAGCGAACAUGUUCUGUAGACAUAUAUCUUUUAAUAACUACCCUAAAUUUUGUGUUACAUGCG